Desarmillaria tabescens is the source of this 426-nucleotide messenger RNA. RefSeq lists its product as uncharacterized. The coding region runs from base 1 to 426 and encodes 141 amino acids. The transcript is spliced from 8 exons. The record is from RefSeq and is a predicted model, not a curated record. Lineage: Eukaryota; Fungi; Basidiomycota; Agaricomycetes; Agaricales; Physalacriaceae.
AUGCGGCUUGGGGAAUUUUGUCACCUCGGGUGUGUCAGCUUCUUCGGUCCGCUGAGCCGAAUACACGGUCGCCGCGAGAUCGCCGUCAGGGAGCUUGAUGAAAUGGCGUCAUUGGCAAGCAGACAAGGGCAUCGACAUGGAAAGCCGUAUGCGUUCCGAAAGUGCUUAGGAUUCAAACUCCAAGCGAUCGAACGAAAACAUCCUUUCGAAAAUGCCCUUGCGGACGGUCUCCAUCGGCUCUAUAUCGCUCCCUUUGGGCAUGAUACCAUUUACUAUGUACGAAGCCCGAGGGUAAGAAUGAGGAAACGAAAGAGGGUUAUAGAAAGCCGUAACUGGUCGUUCAGUUCCAGAAUGCGAUUUGACUUGUCUGGUAUCACUCAAAGACACAACGAUCAAGAACCUGCCAUGAUACGUCGUUACCGAUGA